Molecule: messenger RNA, 702 nt
Organism: Leptosia nina
Lineage: Eukaryota; Metazoa; Arthropoda; Insecta; Lepidoptera; Pieridae
Source: the annotation of a GenBank genome assembly
AUGAAGAAAAUUAAAAUUGCUGUCAGGAAGUGGCGAAGGAUGCGCCUCUUCCGUAAGCGAGAUGAUCAAUCUCUCUCCCGACAAGAGUCAGGUGACCCCGUGGCUUCGACGUCUGCAACACCUCUGCAUUCAGCACGACCGCCUGUAGAAUUACUACAUCUGGAACCCGACGAAGGCCAGCGUUUCAGAGAGCAACAAUUACGUCAAUAUUCAUUUUUUCAACUACGCAUACACUUAAAACGGGGACAGAAUCUAGUUGCUAUGGAUAAGAACGGUUUGUUGUCAGGCACGAGCGACCCCUACGUGAAGUUCAAAGUUGGUGGACGGUUGCUGCACAAGUCCCGGAUCGUGUACCGGGAUCUGAACCCCGUGUGGGACGAAUGUUUCACUGUUCCCAUUGAAGAUCCCUUCCAGCCAGUGCAGCUUAAGGUAUUCGACUAUGAUUGGGGCUUACAAGAUGAUUUCAUGGGCUCCUGUUAUCUGGACCUCACUGCCCUUGAACUCGGCAGGUCCCAAGACCUGGUGCUUUGCUUGCGCGACCCAGCUAAGCUGAAUCAGGAUAUGGGCGAGAUCGUCAUGAAUGUCACCUUGUAUCCAAAAUCUCAGGAAGAUAAAGAACAGAUGAUAUUUAGUUCCCGCUCUAACACGGCCAUAGGCAAUGAACCGGUCAAGGCAGUCGCCAGAAGGGUUAAGGAACCCUAA